AUGUUAUCGGAGCUAUCGGCGAAGCUGAGAGCUGAGUCUGAGAGGGUCGAGGAGUUAUUGGACAGAAUGGAGGAGAGUGAACGGAUGGGAGAUGAGGAGACACUCGAGGAGGUGUUAAUAGAAUUGGGGGAGUGUGAAGAGGGAGAGCAAUGCAUCUCCAUCUUCUUUGUGGAGUUUCAGAUGCACUUUGGAGCGGACUAUUCAGGGACAGCCUGGAUCCACAGUCUGGUGGACUGCACCACUAUGCUGUGCGCUCCUCUAGGCAGCUUUAUUGGGAACCGUCUGUCGUGCCGCAUCGCUGUGAUCCUUGGUGGCUUUCUGUCCUCUAUCGGCCUGGUCCUCAGCUCUUUCGCUACCAGCCUGGAGUACCUGUACCUCACCCUGGGGGUCCUCACAGGUAUUGGAUUUGCCCUCUGCUACACCCCUGCCAUAGCCAUGGUGGGCUCAUAUUUCUGUGAGAGGAAAGCCCUGGCAUAUGGGAUCGCCAUGUCAGGCAGUGGCAUCGGGACCUUCAUCCUGGCCCCUGCCGUCCAGAUACUCAUAGAGCACUACUCAUGGCGUGGGGCCCUGCUCAUCCUAGGGGGUGUUGUGGCCAACCUGUGUGUUUGUGGGGCAUUACUGCGCCCUAUCACUCUGAAAGAAGAAGAGGAGGCUCAUGGUCCAGACCCGUUGGAUACCGAGUGUGGAUAUGGGGUGAAAGCUCCGGUGGUUAGCAUGUUAGAGGAAUCACUGGCGAUCAACAACAACAACAACAGCCACGCCUGCUUCUGCUUCCAGUCCAUGCAGGAGUACUGCUUCCUGCUCAUGCCUGACUUCCUGAUGCUGGCAGUGAGCUUCUUGUUCCUAGCCAGUGGCUGCAGCCUGCCCUUCGUCUACCUGGUUCCGUAUGCACUGGACAUGGGUGUGAGCCACCACCAGGCUACCUUCCUCAUGUCCAUCCUGGGGGUCAUUGACAUCGUGGGGAACAUCACCUUCGGCUGGCUCGUAGACAGGAGGUGCCUGAAGAAGUAUCGUAAUGUGUGCUACAUGAUAGCAGUGGGCAUGGAGGGGGUGUGCUGCCUCUUCAUCCCUCUCCUGCGGACGUUCGCCCUGCUGGUGCCUUUCUCUGUGUUUUAUGGGUACUUUGAUGGCGCCUACGUUGCCCUCAUACCUGUGGUGACCUCGGACAUUGUGGGGACACAUAACCUCUCCUCCGCCCUAGGGAUAGUCUACUUCCUACAUGCCAUCCCUUACCUGCUCAGCCCUCCAAUAGGAGGCUGGCUGGUUGACACCACAGGCACCUACACGGCCACCUUCUUCCUCAGUGGCUUUGCCCUCAUCUCCAGCUCCCUGGUCAUCAGCACGGUGACGGGGAUACGCCACUGUCGCAGGACCCAAAAGUACAGAAACAAAAAUAAAAACACAGACCCCAAACAGGAGCCUUGCCGAUCAGACUUCUACACAGCCUCAAGUAAAGAUGUGAACCCUUUAGUCAACACAGCAAAUUCUUAACAUUGGACGCUUUUGUGUAAUUAUGCAUUUGUUUUGUUAGAAUACCAAAGUACAUUGAAGAUUAUGAGAAACCGUCAUCAAUUGGUACACAUAAUCUAGCGUGAUAGUUCAGAAUUGGGAAUGACUUCCCUCAGAUGCUAAAUGGACACUAAAUGGAAGAUAAAUACAGUAAUUCUGCCGUAACCAGAUACAUUUUAGCCAAAAUAUGGACUUUAAAUAAUCUCUCUAUCAUGCCUGUGAUGUCAUUGCACAUUUCUUUUUCAGGGUUGACAUGACUGCCAAACUAAGGAAGUUGAUCAAUUUUAAUAUCACUGAAGAUUCUGACAGGGUUAUAGCGCCUUUCUGUAAUAGAUUAUUUCUGAAGUGGACAGUCUUCAUGUUGUUUCGUAAUACCUUAUUUUGACAAGAGAGGGCAGUCAUGAUCCAAGGCCAGUGUGGGAUGACUCCUUUGUAAAAGUCUAUUCACAGCUGAAGGCCGUUUUUUUUUCUUGAGCAGAUGGUCAGGGAAGACCAAAGA
This is a messenger RNA of Oncorhynchus kisutch (coho salmon), 2008 nucleotides long. RefSeq names its product monocarboxylate transporter 12-B-like. Gene Ontology annotation, biological process: creatine transmembrane transport. The record is from RefSeq and is a predicted model, not a curated record. The transcript is spliced from 6 exons. Lineage: Eukaryota; Metazoa; Chordata; Actinopteri; Salmoniformes; Salmonidae. Gene Ontology annotation, molecular function: transmembrane transporter activity. The coding region runs from base 1 to 1491 and encodes 496 amino acids.